This is a messenger RNA of Fomitiporia mediterranea MF3/22, 357 nucleotides long. RefSeq lists its product as uncharacterized. Gene Ontology annotation, molecular function: sequence-specific DNA binding; zinc ion binding. The annotation marks the transcript as partial. NCBI's taxonomy places the organism in Eukaryota, Fungi, Basidiomycota, Agaricomycetes, Hymenochaetales, Hymenochaetaceae. The record is from RefSeq and is a predicted model, not a curated record. Gene Ontology annotation, biological process: regulation of DNA-templated transcription. The transcript has 3 exons.
AGGAGUGCUGCAGAGAAGGACAUGGCGCUUAUUCGUAGUAAGCGUGCGACGAAUGCAGGGAUGCUUGGCGCUGGUGCUCCGAAAGGCAAAUAUCGCAAGCGAAGCCGAGCGACACCACCUGGAAAAUGUCAUUCGUGCAAUAUUCGAGAGACACCGGAGUGGAGGCGAGGUCCUGAUGGUGCGAGGACGUUGUGUAAUGCUUGUGGACUCCAUUACGCCAAGCUUAUAAGAAAGCGCGACAAAGCGGCCGCGUCAUCUGCGGAUGGCUCACAACAGCGCGUGGAGAUCGAUAUGGAGACGCUGCGUGCGUCGACACGGGCUGCAAACGAGAGAGAACAGAUCAAAGCGGAGCGUGAU